CGCCUCCAAGCACUGUUCACAACUCAACCUCACGAUGCAGUCGCUGCCGGAUGCACGCCAGCAGUCUUUCGAGGAGCUCUACGGCCCGCCCGAGAACUUCCUCGAAAUAGAGGUCCGCAACCCCAUGACCCACGGCGUCGGCCGGGGCAUGUAUACCACUUACGAGAUUGUUAUGCGCACGAACAUCCCGGCCUUCAAGCUCAAGUCUUCCUCCGUCCGCCGUCGAUAUAGCGAGUUCGAGGCGUUUCGAGAUAUCCUAGAGCGCGAAUCGGCGCGCGUGACGAUACCGCCGCUGCCUGGCAAAGUCCUUACAAAUAGGUUUUCGGACGAUGUAAUAGAGCAUCGGAGGGAGGGGCUGCAGCGCUUCUUGCAGAUCGUGGUGGGCCAUCCGCUGCUACAGACGGGUAGCAAGGUGCUGGCGGCGUUUGUACAAGAUCCGAACUGGGACCGCCACGCGUGGUAACCAUCGCCCGCGGACAUACUCUCUGCCAAACUCAAUCCACGCGUCAAGCCGAAGCAUCACGCGAUAUCACGAGAUCACGAGUAACGCCUCGGAGGAGGAGGUAGUCCGCGUUUGAGGCAUUUCCUUUUCGCCAGGAGGCAUAGCGGUGCGUUCAGGAGCAAUUUGGUGUUUCUGUUGGUCUGCUCACCGAGGGACCUUUCUCCUUGAUAUUUGUUCGUAGCUUUAACCUGUCCAUACUUCCACGGAGCUUCAAUCUUACCACGAACUUGGCAUGCCUUUCACGUUCCGACACAUUACUUGAUAUCAACGCUGUUCUGCGAUUUCCCUCACGGUUUCGCCUGUGCGACCUUACAUCCAGUGAAUCAGUAAGCUAAGAUAACAAAAGUAAUACCGAUCACACGAUGAGUUACGAACUGCGGACUGUGUUGCACCCAAUGCCCGUCCACCUUGCGACCAUGAGCAAUCCACUUUCUAGAAAAUUUUGUCAUUCUAACGGAG
Messenger RNA from Trematosphaeria pertusa, 961 nucleotides. Its product is annotated as Phox-like protein. Gene Ontology annotation, molecular function: phosphatidylinositol-3-phosphate binding. Gene Ontology annotation, biological process: endocytic recycling; late endosome to Golgi transport. The transcript is spliced from 3 exons. Gene Ontology annotation, cellular component: early endosome membrane; retromer complex. The record is from RefSeq and is a predicted model, not a curated record. Lineage: Eukaryota; Fungi; Ascomycota; Dothideomycetes; Pleosporales; Trematosphaeriaceae. The coding region runs from base 35 to 463 and encodes 142 amino acids.